This is a messenger RNA of Electrophorus electricus (electric eel), 1082 nucleotides long. It is a transcript of the gene tmem14a, whose product is annotated as transmembrane protein 14A. Gene Ontology annotation, cellular component: mitochondrial membrane. Gene Ontology annotation, biological process: regulation of heme biosynthetic process. The record is from RefSeq and is a predicted model, not a curated record. NCBI's taxonomy places the organism in Eukaryota, Metazoa, Chordata, Actinopteri, Gymnotiformes, Gymnotidae.
UCUACUUCCUCGUGACGUAACAAAAUUGCUUGUUCUUUGUACUACCACAGCAAUCGUUGAUAAAAACGUUUCGAUUGUGCAAAUUCAACUAUUCCCUCUUUUGUUUAAUUUUUGGUUGUUUCAAGACAAGUACUAAAGACAACGAUUUACUUUCCUGUUCAAAAUACUAUCUUUACUAGCUAGGACAAUAUGACUGUUGACUGGCUGGGGUUUGCCUAUGCAGCGACUAUAGCAUUCGGAGGGUUUGUGGGUUAUAAGAAGAAAGGAAGCUCAAUGUCAUUAAUUGCGGGACUAUUUUUUGGAACCAUAUCUGCUUAUGGAGCAUAUAGGAUAACUAAUGACCCUAGCGACAUAUGGAUUUCUUUUGCUGCUGCUUCUGCUCUGGCAUUUGUGAUGGGAAUGAGAUUUAAGAACUCUGGAAAAUUAAUGCCAGCAGGAUUUAUGACUGGAUUAAGCCUCCUCAUGGUUGUGCGACUGCUGAUCCUCUGAAAAUUGCCAUGAAAUGGAACUCUGGUUACUUGGUGACUGAACUCUUUUUGAAAAUGUUAAUAUGAAAAUAUUUGACUACAAAUGUGUUGUAUCAGCCCUUGACUUAUGUUGUGCUAACUGUAAUCGUUUAUUACAUUCCAAAAAAAUAUUGUUUCAUACUUUGUCAUUUUACUAAUAUCAUGAAGCCAGAAAAAGUAAUUAUUCAGUAGAAAGCAUAAGUGUCAUACACUUUUGUUUCUCUUCCAAGUUAAAAUUAAUAUACAAACCAGUUUCCACUUUUAUUGAUAAAAAUACAUGCAUAGACAAUGGCUGUCAGUCACCGUAUAGGCACAUUAAUUAUGCAUCACUCAUUCGUUAUCCAGGUUAACAAUGUAACAAUUGAAGAGAACUGCUGAGAAACAUAUUAAGAUGGCUUGUUAUCUUAAAAGACACAUUAAACAUUAAUUAUAGCCCAUCCAUCUACUUAAUUGAACAAUAUAAAAAGUUUCAAAUAUUGUUGUAUUAAUUUGUCCUAAUGUAAUCAAAAUGCUUUAGGUAUUAUAAUCAGUCUUCAUGUAUGACUGACAAAUUAAUUAAAUUGCUUUAAACUGUGA